This is a messenger RNA of Emericellopsis cladophorae, 3021 nucleotides long. RefSeq names its product ATP-dependent helicase-like protein. The transcript has 2 exons. Gene Ontology annotation, molecular function: ATP-dependent chromatin remodeler activity; DNA binding; chromatin binding. The record is from RefSeq and is a predicted model, not a curated record. Lineage: Eukaryota; Fungi; Ascomycota; Sordariomycetes; Hypocreales; Bionectriaceae. The coding region runs from base 1 to 3021 and encodes 1006 amino acids. Gene Ontology annotation, cellular component: nucleus.
AUGGGAUCCCUCCCCAAGUUGACAUUUGUCAAAUCGAACCCUAUACAAAUCGACGACGAGGACGAGCUGGCUGUGGCUGACACCAUUCCCUGCUCACCGGGCGCUGUCCUCCGCUGCGAUGACCAUACAACACAGCCAACGCAGGUUCUCCAGCGACCAACUCUCGAGCCCUCUUCUCCUUCGAGCAUAGUUGAAGUGCCGGCCUCUUCGCCCUUUCAGCAGCCGCCGAAACGACCAAGCAGCUUUUUCUCGCGGAUGGCACCGGCUGGCACGAGGUUCCAAGCACCGACCCAGAACACCAACACGACCAACAAGCGUCCGGCAGACCCCAUAGACUUGAUUUCCGAGGACGAGUAUGAAGAUGACGAUCUGCCCCCUCUAUCGGACAUUCAACCUACCAAUUUCAAGGCACAUAUUUCGUCCUUUGCAUACGACUCCGGCGACGAUAGGCGACCGGCCACGGGCAAGGCGCUUGCCAUGAAAAACAAGCUGCGUAAAAUAUUUGACGUCUAUGGGGAUCGGUACGCCGUCGGGACUGUGAAAGAGUCGCUGACGGCCUGCGAUGGUGAUGUAGAGGGGGCGAUAGAGUGGCUCGCCAAGUACGGACGGAAUCACUCUACCAAUGCACAGGCGAGUAAGCCUGGGAGGAGACUGGUUAACAAGGCUGCUUUGAACGCCGGGCGACCGACGCCGUCGUCCUCAAGAGGAACGACGCCGCAGCAACAACAGCAGCCCCCGCCCAAGAAGAGGAGACUAAUGCAGGGCCGCAGGAAUCCAACGCCCUCGCCGCGGAAGCCUUCCCCGCAGAGGCUCACGCCGGGUGAACACCCUUCUAGUGACGAUCCCUUGGUUGUCGACCUCGUUGAUAAUGACGAAGGGGACGCUUUCCAGGGCGAGAGAUCGCCCACGCCCGAUGAGAGUAUCACCACUAGGAUUCUCAACUAUAUCAACACAAGCGCACAGAACGAGAUCGCGGCGAUUACGGGAAUCAAGGAGGUUGAUCUUGCACCUGUGAUUGAGAAACGACCUUUCGACAAUGUUCGUCAAGCCAAGAAGGUCCAAGCACCUCAGAAGCCCAACGCGAGGAAGAAGUCUCGGAUCCCUAUUGGCGAGACGAUUGUUGAGAAAAUCGAGGCUUUCCUGCAGGCUGCGGAAGCCAUUGACAAGGUCGUGGCGGCUUGUGAGGUCAAGGCUGCCACAGUCAAGGAGGCUGUCGAUGCAUGGGACAUUAACAGUUUCGGCUAUGACAAGCGUAGCACGCGCAGCACACCGGAACUACCGCCGACGCCAUCCAGUCUGUCAAGCCUGGUCCGUCCGCCGAUUCCCAAGCAACCGGAGUACAUGGAUGGACACUGUUCGAUGAAGCCUUUCCAGCUGUUUGGGUUGAACUGGAUGGCUCUGUUGCAUAAGCUGAACACAGGUUGUAUCCUCGCUGAUGAGAUGGGCUUGGGCAAAACCUGUCAGGUCAUCUCGUUCAUCAGCCAUCUGGUGGAAGAUUGGGAGGACAAGCCGCAAGGCGCGGCGAGUGUGUGCCCCUGGCCCAACCUGGUUGUCGUCCCUCCGAGUACUUACAACAACUGGCUGGCCGAGUUCGAGAAAUUCGCCCCCGACCUGUCCGUCAUUGGCUAUCGUGGCUCGCAAGCAGAGCGUGCUGAGAUUGCAGAAGAUGUCCGAGACUCACCUGAGGACUACCACGUUGUGCUCGCGACCUAUUCGCAGAUCAACAACGAGAUGGACAUUGAGUCGCUCAAUAGAAUUGGGAUGCAUGCAGCCAUCUACGACGAGGGCCACAAAAUGAAGAAUCCGGAGACGAAAAUCUACAAGGACCUCUUGCGGGUGCAGGCGGAUUGGAAGAUGUUGCUCACAGGCACGCCUGUCCAGAACAACCUGUUGGAGAUGACUUCGCUCCUCAAUUUUAUCAAUCCUCAGAUCUUCAAGGGUUGCAUGGAGCAUAUUAAGUACAUCUUCAGCCAAAAGGUCACGAUACGCGACAUCACCAAUGGUGCCUUUUUGUACAGCGAGCGCGUCAAGCGUGCGCGCACCAUCCUGGAACCCUUCAUCUUACAACGGCGCAAAGAUCAGGUUCUCUCCGACAUGCCUGCCAAAGUCAACACGGUCACGCUUUGUGACAUGACCGAAUCCCAAAAGUCCGUUUACGACGGCUACGAAGCAAUCUUCCGCCAGGAGCCGUCACAACGUAAGAUCAAGGGCGGUCGAGGCAACGACAUGAACAACUGCUGGAUGCAGCUGCGCAAAGCAGCAAUCCACCCCCUGCUGUUCCGCAAGCACUUCACAGACGCCAAAGUGGAAAAGAUGGGACGGGUAUUGUUCGAUACUGUCGAUCAGUCCGAACUACGGCAGCCAAACCUUGGCCAUCUGAUCCAAGAACUCAAGAAUCAGUCUGACUUUGAACUACACCUGUGGUGCCGAGACUACCCUCGGCUGAUCAAGAAGUAUGACUACCCACCAGAGGUCGAGUUGGACAGUGGUAAGACCCGCAAGCUGCUUGAGCUUAUCGACCAGUACCAGCAGAAUGGCGAUCGAGUGCUCGUCUUUAGCAAAUUCUCGCGAGUGAUCCAGAUGCUUUGCGAGACGCUGGCAAUGAAGGGCAUCGAUCAUCGCGUGCUGGAUGGGUCUACCAAUGUCGGCGAGCGGCAAGCGAUGAUUGAUGAGUACAACUCGAAUCCAGAGAUCCCCGUCUUCCUCCUCACUACUGGUGCCGGCGGUACCGGCAUCAACCUGACGUCGGCCAAUAAGGUGGUCAUCUUUGACCAAUCCGACAACCCCCAGGACGACAUCCAAGCCGAGAACAGAGCGCACCGUCUUGGACAGAAAAGAGACGUGGAGAUCAUCCGGCUCAUUGCGCGUGGGACUAUAGAGGAGCUCAUCCACAAAGCCUGCCAGAAGAAGAUCGAGCUGGCGAACAAGGUGACAGGCGCCGUGGAGGACCAGACGGACGCCGAAGCGGCCAAGAACAUGGAGCAAGAGGUACGCCGGAUGAUGGAGCUGACACCACCAUAG